Molecule: messenger RNA, 1852 nt
Organism: Thalassophryne amazonica
Lineage: Eukaryota; Metazoa; Chordata; Actinopteri; Batrachoidiformes; Batrachoididae
Gene: slc35b2
Product: solute carrier family 35 member B2
Exons: 4
Coding region: 196-1503 (435 amino acids)
Biological process (GO): transmembrane transport
Cellular component (GO): Golgi membrane; endoplasmic reticulum membrane
Molecular function (GO): 3'-phosphoadenosine 5'-phosphosulfate transmembrane transporter activity
Source: RefSeq, a predicted model, not a curated record
GGAAGCGUUCCUGCUCAGUAGUGAACGAGGCUAAAAGUUGAAGACGCUACACGCGGCUCCGCUCCGAUAAGACGGCUUUUCAGCCGUUACAUUCCCUCAUUUGCCGAGUCGGCGCGGCUUCAUGUCGAGUUCCGGCGGACGAGUUUGAUAGUGUCGGCGUGUGCUCGGCGCCAGGUGUCGGGUCACAGAGAAGUGAUGAAAAUGUCAUCUUUAUCAUGGAGGAUUUGGCCUGCACUGGUGCUGCUUCUUUUCCCUUCCGCCGUGGCUGCAGAAGGUUUAUUUCUCCCGGAAGGAUGGUACGAAGUCUGGGUGUUUCGUUUCCUCAUCAACAUACUGGGAUAUUCCACCAUCAUCAUCCCAGGCUACUUCCUCAUUCGCUACUUCAAAAGCAUCAAUUACUUAGAUACAGGUCACGGCUUUUGCUUCCCCGUUAUAAAGACCUGCGUGUUUGGCAGCGAAGCCAAGUCAGGGCUGUUGGACGACGUGUCUGUUUCACCCAGGAAUGAAGCUAAUUCCGUUUCCACAGUCAGACAAGCCAUGAAGUUAAUUUUGUGUACAGCUGGACUUCAGGCGUCCUACCUGACAUGGGGGGUCCUACAGGAGAGGGUGAUGACCCGUUCUUAUGGAGCCUCAAUGGCAGAAGAGGAGGGGGAGCAGUUCAAGGACUCACAGUUCUUGGUCUUCAUGAACCGUAUCCUGGCUCUGACCGUGUCUGGACUGUGGUGCAUCUUGUUCAAGCAACCCCGCCACGGUGCACCCAUGUACAAGUACUCUUUUGCCUCUCUCUCCAACAUCAUGAGCAGCUGGUGCCAAUACGAGGCUCUCAAGUACAUCAGCUUCCCAACACAAGUUCUGGCCAAGGCCUCCAAGGUCAUUCCCGUCAUGCUCAUGGGAAAAAUUGUCUCCCGGAAAAGCUAUGAGUACUGGGAGUACUUCACCGCCAUGCUGAUCUCUGUAGGCGUCAGCAUGUUCCUGCUGUCCAGCACGACCAGUAAGCACCCAUCUACCGUCACCACCUUCAGCGGCAUCGUCAUCCUCAUGGGCUACAUUGUUUUCGACAGUUUCACCUCCAACUGGCAGGACAACCUGUUCAAGUACAAGAUGUCGUCAGUGCAGAUGAUGUUUGGGGUCAAUUUGUUCUCUUGUCUCUUCACUGUGGGCUCGCUGCUGGAGCAGGGCGCCUUGUUCGACUCUGUGGCCUUCAUGAUACGCCACAAAGAGUUCGCCUUCCAUGCCGUGUUGCUGUCAGUCUGCUCGGCAUUUGGCCAACUCUUCAUCUUCUACACCAUCAACCAGUUUGGUGCUGCCGUCUUUACCAUCAUUAUGACCCUGCGGCAGGCCAUCGCCAUCCUGCUCUCUUGUUUCCUUUACGGUCAUGCUGUUACUCUCGUGGGUAGCUUUGGCGUGGCCAUAGUUUUCCUGGCUCUCUUCCUGCGGGUGUAUGCACGUACACGCAUGAAGGCUGGCCGACGGCAGUCACAACCGCUCGCACAGAAAGUGUAAAACUGAAAACUGAGACCACAUUUUCUGUGGUGUCUAUUUGUGUAUAUCAGAGUUUUUUUUCCAUGAUUCUUCUUUAUUUUUAUUUCAGUUUGCAAAGGUACAGAAAAGGAGUCUGCAUUUUUCACUGUUACACAAAGAUUGUGGUCCUUGACAUUUUUGUGUUCUUCUGGUUUUCAGAGUUUUAAGAUUAACACGAUUCCCAAUCUACAAAUUGUACAGCUUCCCCAUCAGUCGUUCAGUUUACUGCAGAGUAGUCUUCUGAACCACUGUCGGGAUUGUGCGGUCAAACAAAGGUUAAUCCUUCAUUUUAAACCUUUUAUGACAUCAAAUACUUGAAGCUUUCCUAAAA